Notodromas monacha is the source of this 243-nucleotide messenger RNA. Lineage: Eukaryota; Metazoa; Arthropoda; Ostracoda; Podocopida; Cyprididae. The record is from the annotation of a GenBank genome assembly.
GACACGAUUGCUCCGUACAUGAUUCGGAGAAUGAAGGCUAGUGUUCAGCAUCACAUUCAGUUGCCGACGAAGAAUGAACAGGUGCUAUUUUGCAAACUGACUGAUCGCCAAAGGGAACUCUACCUGGAAUAUUUGAAUUCGCGAGAAGCAAAAUCGAUUUGGCAAGGGAUGCAGAAACCGUUUGUUGGGUUGACGAUUUUGAGAAAAAUCUGCAAUCAUCCGCAUUUGUAUGACGGUGGGCCG